UCUGGCCCGGGGGCCAGUAGAAGUCGCCGCCGGGUUCCUGCGCCGCCGUGGAGCCCGGCUCCCCUUGCCGCGGAGAGAGGCGCCACCUGCCCCGUCCAGCCGUCACGCGCAGGUGCUGCAAAAUCAGCUUUGAACUGAGAGGCGGGGCCACCUCAUGUCAACUGCUCAGCUCCCACCAGGACCAAGCUGGAGCCCCGUCCUUGUCCCCUUUAAAUUCCCUGUAUUAGUAACCGUGCUCUGAUCUAGCCCUUACUCACCUCCUUCCUGUUUCUUAAAAACCCUUCCCACAUUCCCCAGACGGAGCCCUUCCUCUCUUUCAUCUCUCACAGGACACCUCCUUUUCCGUAAUCUUCUCCUCACUGUUUACCUUACUUAUUUCCUUAUUUCUUACUGGGGUCCUAGGAAAUGCUAGCACCCGCAUCCAUCUUGCCUGGUCUUUUCAACACUCCCUAACUGUAGACUAUCCUAUCUCAACGCUAUCCCAUACAUUUCCACCCCACCGUUACUUCAGCAUGGCCACGCUUACUUUCUACAUCCUCCGCAAAUCUCUCUCUCUCCCCACUGCCCACUGAUGCCUUCAUCUGCUCUAUAAACAACCCCUCAGUCAAUUUUGUGUGACCCCAAUACUCCUCCAUUUGUGCUCUGAUUGGGUUCAUAAAACCUCCUUGACAAAGAUCUUCGUGAAUCCUGCUAUCCCCCAGACCUCCCUCUUGUCAUAACUCUAUCCCUCCUCCAACUUUUCCCUCUCAAGCUCUAUCCUUCCCUGCCCAGCCUGGCCCACGAUUCGUGGUCAGCCUCAUCUCUUCGCUGUGGACUGCCUCCCACCAUGUUCCCCUGAGCCUCCGAGGAGGGGGCUCAGGGGGCCUGAUGGCCUCCCGCCACCCAUGGCCCCACAGCCCCCGUGGGCCAGGGGAAACAUCUCGAAAGCCUCAGUGCCGAGGAUGGGCAACCGCACGUGGGAGGGCUGCCACGUGGACUCCCUCGUGGACCACCUCUUCCCGCCCUCCCUCUAUAUUUUUGUCAUCGGCGUGGGACUGCCCACCAACUGUCUGGCCCUGUGGGCCGCCUACCGCCAGGUGCGGCGACACAACGAGCUGGGCGUGUAUCUGAUGAACCUCAGCAUCGCCGACCUGCUGUACAUCUGCACGCUGCCACUGUGGGUGGACUACUUCCUGCACCACGACAACUGGAUCCACGGCCCCAGCUCCUGCAAGCUCUUCGGGUUCAUCUUUUAUACCAACAUCUACAUCAGCAUCGCCUUCCUCUGCUGCAUCUCCGUGGACCGCUACCUGGCCGUGGCCCACCCACUGCGGUUCACCCGCCUGCGCCGCGUCAAGACGGCCGUGGCUGUGAGCUCUGUGGUCUGGGCCACGGAGCUGGGAGCCAACUCGGCGCCCCUGUUCCACGAUGAGCUCUUCCGUGACCGUUACAACCACACCUUCUGCUUCGAGAAGUUCCCCAUGGAGGGCUGGGUGGCCUGGAUGAACCUCUACCGGGUCUUCGUGGGCUUCCUUUUCCCGUGGGCCCUCAUGCUGCUCUCCUACCGUGGCAUCCUGCGGGCUGUGCGGGGCAGCGUGUCCACCGAGCGCCAGGAGAAGGCCAAGAUCAAGAGGCUGGCCCUCAGCCUCAUUGCCAUCGUGCUGGUCUGCUUUGCGCCCUACCAUGUGCUCCUGCUCUCCCGCAGCGCCGUCUACCUGCGCCACCCCUGGGACUGUGGCUUCGAGGAACGUGUGUUCUCGGCGUACCACAGCUCACUGGCCUUCACCAGCCUCAACUGUGUGGCUGACCCUAUCCUCUACUGCCUCGUCAACGAGGGCGCCCGCAGUCACGUGGCCAAGGCCCUGCACAACCUGCUCCGCUUUCUGGCCAGUGACAAACCCCAGGAGAUGGCCAACGUCUCGCUCACCCUGGAGACCCCGCUCACUUCCAAGAGGAACAGCGUGGCCAAGGCCAUGGCAGCCAGCUGGGUGGCUGCUCAGCCCUCCCAGAGGGACCAGGUGCAGCUGAAGAUGCUGCUGCCGGCACAGUGAACCUCGUGUCGUGCAGAGCCCCCACUCCUCCAUACUAAUCCCACCCUCCCUUCCCUCCUGGUCCGCUGUAUGCAAAUUGUAUGUAAAUAAGGCUAUGUUAAUUUCCAUAAGCAUGUAAGAAAAUAGGAAAAUAGUGAGGUUGAUGUGUCACUGGUCAACCAUCGUCCUCCACCCUGACCCCCUAACAAUUCAGUAGAACUGUGCCUAGACCUGCGCUGGGUGGUGCUAGUGACCCAGCGGUGACAAAUGACAGUGCUGGCCCUGCCCUCAUGGCUCCCACUCCACUGGGGAAGACAGAUCUGUCCCUGGAUAGUGAUGACCCAGAGUGGGCAGGGCUCAGACGGGGAGCCCAGGGGCUGGGGGAACCCAAGAAGGCAUCAGACCCAGUCUGGGGGUCAGAAAAGGCUUCCUAGAGGAGGGGACCAGUAGAUUAACUUUCCAGAAGGUAAAGACAAAAAAGUUAGGAUUACUUUCAGCAAGGGGGUAAAAGUCUGUGACUCACGGGGAAGGUGGAAGAAGAAAUUCACCGAGUGCUGAGUGGUCACUUUUGCCUUUGGGAAGCCCCCGGUCAUAUAGCGGGGAGAGAGAGCCUGACAGAGCGUUUCAGAGUUUCAAGAUAAACCGCAUUCUCCAGGUCAGGACUGAGGAGGAGGAGGAGGGAGCAGAAUCAAAUGAAGGGCAAUCAGCAAAUGGGCUGGGGGAGCAGGGAGCAGGGCAGGCUUGGGAAGGGGGCUGGGGACAAGAGAAGGGUAUUUAUUCAUUCAUUCAAGGGAGAUUUGUUUAUACCUACUCUCUGCCCAGCCCUGUGCUGGCCAGCGGCUGGGGACAAAACGGUGACCAAGACAGCCCAGUCCCCGCCCUCACGGAGCUCACAGUAAAUGAAUAAAGAUAAACAUGACAUUUGGAAUAGAUAACGGUAAUGGGGAAAAAUAAAGCUGACGGAGGGGACAGAGAGUGAUGUGGAGUCUGAUCUAGAUAAGGAGGUCGGGGAGGGCUCACGGAGAAGGGGGCAUUUGAGAAAAGACCUGAAGGAGGAAAGGGGUCAGAUGGAAGAGCACUGCAGGCCGAGGGAACAGCAAGUGCAAAACGUGGAGUAAGAGACUGCCUGCAUUUGAGGGCCCGCAAGUACACACAGCGGCGUGGCGGGAACCGAGGGCGGGAGGAUGUGAGGAAUGCAAUUGAGACAGGCCAGGGACAGGGGCCCAUAUUAUAGAGCUUUGUGAAUCCACGUGAGGACUUUGCCUUUUAUUCCAAGAGAAAUGGGAGCUACAGAGGGGCUCUUAGUAGAGAAGGAUUGGGAUUUGGUUUAAAUGUUAACAGGAUUCCCUGGCUGCUGAGUGGGGAACAGAAUAUGGGAAGUAAGGGCAGAAGCCAGGAGCCCAGGCAGGAGAUGCUGA
This is a messenger RNA of Mesoplodon densirostris (Blainville's beaked whale), 3427 nucleotides long. It is a transcript of the gene GPR4, whose product is annotated as G protein-coupled receptor 4. Gene Ontology annotation, molecular function: G protein-coupled receptor activity. The transcript is spliced from 2 exons. Gene Ontology annotation, biological process: G protein-coupled receptor signaling pathway. Bases 885 to 2030 code for a protein of 381 amino acids. The record is from RefSeq and is a predicted model, not a curated record. Gene Ontology annotation, cellular component: membrane. Lineage: Eukaryota; Metazoa; Chordata; Mammalia; Artiodactyla; Ziphiidae.